Populus euphratica (Euphrates poplar) is the source of this 1255-nucleotide messenger RNA. Its product is annotated as Sec14p-like phosphatidylinositol transfer family protein. NCBI's taxonomy places the organism in Eukaryota, Viridiplantae, Streptophyta, Magnoliopsida, Malpighiales, Salicaceae. Bases 127 to 996 code for a protein of 289 amino acids. Gene Ontology annotation, molecular function: phosphatidylinositol transfer activity. The record is from RefSeq and is a predicted model, not a curated record. The transcript is spliced from 6 exons.
UCAUUCAAUGCUGAUUCCUGUUAUUAGUUGCGUGAUUAAAGGAGUCAAGUUGGAGUGGGUGGUGGUUGAGUCAUGCCUUGUUUUUUUGGUUGAACACAGCUGCAGAAUAUAUUGAUACUUGUCACCAUGUUUCUCUGGCGGAAUAAUACCAGCCAUGAUCAAGAAAAUGAUUCACUGCAGCAUGAAUCUAAGAUCAAUGAGCUCAAGGCUACUAUUGGACCGCUAUCUGGACACAGUUUACAAUAUUGCAGUGACGCAUGCUUUAGAAGAUAUCUGGAUGCUAGGAACUGGAAUGUAGACAAAGCAAAAAAAAUGCUGGAAGAAACGAUUAAAUGGAGAUCGACAUUUAAACCUGAAGAGAUUUGCUGGCAUGAAGUUGCUGUUGAAGGUGAGACUGGAAAAAUAUACAGAGCGAAUUUUCAUGACCGACAAGGAAGGACAGUUCUUAUUUUAAGACCAGGAAUGCAGAAUACAAAGUCAAUAGACAAUCAGAUGCGGCAUCUGACAUAUCUCAUCGAGAAUGCUAUCCUCAACCUACCAGAGGGUCAAGAACAAAUGGCGUGGUUGAUAGAUUUCACUGGGUUGUCUAUAAACAACACUCCACCUAUAAAAUCAGCUCGUGAUACUGUUAAUAUACUGCAAAACCACUACCCUGAGAGGCUAGCCGUGGCAUUUCUUUACAAUCCUCCACGAAUUUUUGAAGCAUUCUGGAAGAUUGUCAAGUAUUUCUUGGAUGCCAAAACAUUCCAGAAGGUAAAAUUUGUGUACCCCAAGGAUAAUGACAGUGUCGAACUCAUGAGGUCAUAUUUCGACGAUGAAAAUCUUCCAACCGAGUUUGGAGGAAGGGCCAUAUUGAAGUAUGACCAUGAAGUGUUCUCAAAAUUAAUGACUGAAGAUGAUGCGAAGGCCGCUUCAUUUUGGGGAUUUGACAAGAAGCUUCAACAAGCAAUAAAUGGGCAUCAUGGAGCCGAUGGGGCUCCAUCACCGGUCAGCUAGGCCGCCAAUCUCAGUGUAUUAUCGUAAUAAAGUAUAGACCAUAUGUAGUCUGUACACCUGAAAGGGAGCUGUGGUAUUGGAUGAGAUGCUCAUCUUAAUUUCACUAGCGAAAACUGCCAAGAUAGGAUAAUAGCGGAAGCAGCUUGCUUUUUACUACUCAUGGGAACGUUUAAGUUUCCACCCCAUGUACUGUUGUACUGUAUUAAUGCUCAUUGCAACUCAGAUUCUCAUGAAUUCAGCAAAAUUUAAUAUAUCUAUC